AAGAAAGCUUUGACAGAUCCAUCGAUCACGUUAAGUGCACAUAGCCCCUCUCGGUUGGUCGCUUUUCGCCCUACCUCUUUCGCUAAGACCCUUGUCCUGUCCCUAGAUAUAGGACGUUUAGGAACCUAUUCUAGAGAUUGUGUGCCAAGAGUGGGACAUUUCUCUGAAUAGUAAAGGUGUAAAGGCUCAACUAGAGAUCUUCUUUCGGUUCUUCCUUUUCUAACCUGAGAGACCCGCUACUCCGGUUUUUCCAUUCGCUACUUUUUUUAAUUGCUGAAAUUGGUGGAAAUGGAUCCUAUCUAUUUAGCGUGGCUCUUCUCUAAAGGAACCCUCGGGCGAAAUAAAUAAUUAUUAUUCUUCUUUCUUUGUCUCCUCGGUUCCUGGGUGAGUAGAAAGGGGUCGAUGAAAGGCCAUUCUAUCUAUGAGUCUAUCGGAGAGCCAGUCGGUAGAGGAUGGGGAGGGGGACGUGGACGAGGGGGAGGCUUUUCAACAUAUGUCCCACCAUUGCCAUUUGUACUUUUUCCUGAGGAUGUUAAGUUGGAGGAGCCUAAACUCAAUGAAUUUGAUGAGAGUAUGAAAAUGUUGCUUAGGAAAGGACACAUGUAUGACGCUUAUAUGAAAGUGUCUCCUUAUAUUGUAGAGGAUGCAGACUUAAAAAAAGCUUUUUUUGUUUUAUUGUCAGGGCGCAAAAGAAUGCACAUAGAAAGAUUUUCUGACAGGAAGAAAUCUAUGUUUUCUCGUGAUUCUCUAUCACAAAUUUUAAAUUUCAAUGCAUUUCCUAAGGAGUUGGUUCAAGGCACAUCUAAGGGAAUGCCAAGCAGGAAAAAAUUUCGAUGGAACCCCGAGGCUGAGGCAAAAAAACUGGCAUUUUUUGAAGAACUAGAGAAGAAGUUUGAGGGGCGACAGGAUAAAGCUGAUAAGGAAAAAAAAGAUGGUGAAAGUGAAGAUGAAGAUGAAAAUGCUGAGGAUAAGGAGCCUGAAGAAGAUCUUAGCGACGAUGAUUAUAAUCAGAAUGAAUAUUUUGAUGACGAUGAAGAUGAUUAUAAUGAUGUAGAAGAGGGGAAUGAUGAAGAUGUCUUUUAAGAUAUCUCUAUGGGGAAUGAUUGAUUGUUUACUCAUCCUGUGACUGCUUCUAUACUAGCAUGGAAUAUACUUGACCUCUAUAUUAACUUAUUUAAUUUAAUUACAUCAAUGUUUACUUUCUUGUAAAUCCUUUGUUUAACUUUCUGCAUGAGCAGAAGAAAUGUAUUUGAUUGAGAUGUUUAAUAAGUUAAUAUUUGUUUUUAGUGAGAUUUUAUUGAUGAAAA
This is a messenger RNA of Cicer arietinum (chickpea), 1307 nucleotides long. RefSeq lists its product as uncharacterized. The record is from RefSeq and is a predicted model, not a curated record. Gene Ontology annotation, cellular component: RNA polymerase III complex. Gene Ontology annotation, biological process: transcription by RNA polymerase III. NCBI's taxonomy places the organism in Eukaryota, Viridiplantae, Streptophyta, Magnoliopsida, Fabales, Fabaceae.